This is a messenger RNA of Micromonas pusilla CCMP1545, 671 nucleotides long. RefSeq lists its product as uncharacterized. The record is from RefSeq and is a predicted model, not a curated record. The coding region runs from base 13 to 579 and encodes 188 amino acids. The transcript has 3 exons. NCBI's taxonomy places the organism in Eukaryota, Viridiplantae, Chlorophyta, Mamiellophyceae, Mamiellales, Mamiellaceae.
CCGACGUCCAUCAUGGGCGCGAAAAAGACAUUAUGGAUCGCGUGGAUCAUCAACUUCGUCUUCGGGUUCCUGUUCUGCAUAUGCGCGAUCGUCAACGCGAGCGCGGUGGAUAAGAUUCGGGACCACGCGCACGGGCUCGGGGAUUCAUCCACGGAAGAUCUCAUCACCGCCAUCGUGACGACGCAAGCCUACGGCGUCGUCAUGUGCAUCAUCUACGGGACCUUCUCCCUCCUCGUGCUCCUCCGCAAGACGACCGCGAACAGCGGCGCGGGGGUCAUGUACGGCGUCAUCAUCGGCAGCGCCGUGCACAUGUUCUUCGCCCUCGCGCAAGUCUCCGCGCUGUUGAUGGAGCACGAGUCGUGGAUUAAGUCCCUCCCCGCGGAAUACCACUGGGAAUCGGACGACAAGAAGACCUACGAGGCGACGUACGUGAUGGGGUUCAUCUCUUGCGUGCUGUUCUUCGUUCUCGCCGUCGUGAAGGUGUUCUGCAUCUCCGCGGUGACGAAGGGCGACGAGCCGUACGACUCGUUCAGGGAUCGGUACGCGCGCGAGGGCGGCGCGUCCGCGAACGCGGCGUGAUCGCGUUCGUCGUCGCGAGAAGUUUUACGGAUGCGCGCUAUAAGGUGUGAUGGAAUAUGACGAACGAAGAGAGCGUCCACUCUCAUCACUCC